UUUACUUGAAAUUAACUGGUAAUUAACUUGUGAUUCCUGUUCUCUUGAUACAUGCUUCUGUACAACUCGAUACCCUUCCUCAUUCUGAUUUUAUGUCUAUGAGAUAUGCCCUCUGCUGAUUGCUCUGAUGUACAUGUAUAGUUAAAGUUGUACUUGCUACUUAUUUGCUAUAUAUUUUAUUGUAUCUAUUCAGUGGUAGAAACCGAUACAUCUGUUGCCAGGUAAUAUAUUGCCUCUGCUACAUUGUAUUUUCUCUAUGAACUCUCAUUAACUUACAGCAUUUAGUCAGCAGGAGAGACCAAUACAUUGUUUGCCUGAUAGAUUAUUAUGUAACUUUUUAUGUCUUUACACUGUGUCUGAACUAAUUCAAUGUCUUACCUCUAUUAGUUUCUCUGGGACUCUGAGCUGUAGGCAUAGGACCUGCCUCAGUAACCCUGCCUAUUGUAAAUGACCCCUUACCACCACUAUUUGUGUCCCCAUGUUAUGUUCCACCACCAUAUUAUCAUAACCUCAAGUUUGACUUUAUUAUAACCAUAAUAUUGUUGUCCUCUCUGAAAUCCAACACGGUAACGGCAUAUCUAGGAAGGCGGUACUGACGUAUGGGUCCCCCAUGUAAGGAUGCGGAUCACUUGAUCGUACGAGCUAACCAGCUGUCCAAUGAAAUCGAUGGUUGUAUAACCCACACUCUAAGGACCUCUAUUUACAAGAAAUAAAAACCAUUUUAAAAGGGUGGAGUCCUUAUCAUCUCCUAUAAAAGACUGAACAAGUGAUCUGACUCAUUGCUGUGAAGCAAGGAAAGAGGAACACUGUGUGGAAUCAAACCGUAGCUGUAAAGUAACAUUUGCAACAUUCUUCUUUCUGACAGGUAACAAUGGCUGAAAACAUGGAAGGAAGACCUUCCAAUCAAGAUGAUUGGCGCGCUACAGGAAAAUCUUACAAUGAAACUAUCCAAAAUAUCAAUGAAGAAUAUCUAACCAGCUAUCCCAGUAGCUCUGGCAUAUGUUUUGUACACACAGCCAUGAAAGAUCCAGGUUAUUGGGACUAUACAGUUACAGAGUACGUGAACCAAGAUGCACCUCUGUCUGUAGCCAUCACUUUCAUUGAUGAACAUGGGGAAACCUAUAGACUGUGUUCUCAAAGGGACGGAAGUCUUGGAUUUAUGGUAACAAUGGCUGAAAACAUGGAAGGAAGACCUUCCAAUCAAGAUGAUUGGCGCGCUACAGGAAAAUCUUACAAUGAAACUAUCCAAAAUAUCAAUGAAGAAUAUCUAACCAGCUAUCCCAGUAGCUCUGGCAUAUGUUUUGUACACACAGCCAUGAAAGAUCCAGGUUAUUGGGACUAUACAGUUACAGAGUACGUGAACCAAGACGCACCUCUGUCUGUAGCUAUCACUUUCAUUGAUGAACAUGGGGAAACCUAUAGACUGUGUUCUCAAAGGGACGGAAGUCUUGGAUUUAUGACAGGAAAGCUGCCUGAGAAAAUUGAGGGUACAGAGUGUUCCUUUUUAUUUUUCAAAAAAAAAUUUGCUGUUGGGGAUGAUUCAUACUCGUUUCAAUGCGCGGAUGGUCGUGGAAAAUACUUAUCCUACAAUGAGCACAAUCAAGUUAUCUUGAAGGAUGCACCUAAUGUCAGAACUGAUGAAACCUGUAAGAUGACUGUUACAGAUGUGUAAACACUCAUAAUUAAAGGGGUGUUCACUUUUAAGUUAA
Messenger RNA from Xenopus tropicalis (tropical clawed frog), 1709 nucleotides. RefSeq lists its product as uncharacterized. The record is from RefSeq and is a predicted model, not a curated record. Lineage: Eukaryota; Metazoa; Chordata; Amphibia; Anura; Pipidae. The transcript has 9 exons. Bases 872 to 1672 code for a protein of 266 amino acids.